Mytilus trossulus (common blue mussel) is the source of this 1143-nucleotide messenger RNA. RefSeq names its product GTPase IMAP family member 9-like. Gene Ontology annotation, molecular function: GTP binding. The transcript is spliced from 2 exons. Lineage: Eukaryota; Metazoa; Mollusca; Bivalvia; Mytilida; Mytilidae. The coding region runs from base 1 to 978 and encodes 325 amino acids. The record is from RefSeq and is a predicted model, not a curated record.
AUGUGGGAAGAAAUGAGGAAGAAACGAGUUGCAGAUCGUUAUUCAAAUCAUUUUGAAGGAUCGGUAGUCAAGGCAGAAGAUAAUGAAAUACGAAUAGUACUUAUUAGACGCACAGGACACGGGAAAAGUGCAACAGGAAAUAGUCUUUUGGGUCGAGAUCAUUUUCUAUCAAAACCUUGUGGUUUUGCAGUAACAGAAAAUUGUGAACUCGGAGAAUCUAAACGAGACGGGAAACACAUAGUUAUUGUUGAUACACCGGGGUUAUUCGAUAUAAAAACGACGAAUGAAACUAUUACUAAGGAGAUAGCAAGAUGCAUUGCAAUGACAUCACCUGGACUUCACGCAAUGGUACUUGUUGUAAGUGUUGGUCGAUUUACGCCGGAAGAAAAAGCUACAGUCGAACAUUAUGUUGAUAACUUUGGUGUAGGUGUUCUUCGCUAUAUGAUUGUACUUUUCACUAGAAAGGAUGAUCUUUCGAUGUCAAAUAUAUCGAUUGAUCAAUACGUUCAAAAUGUUCCGGAGUAUCUUAAAACUAUACUUGAUAAGUGCGGGGAUAGAUACAUUGCGUUUAACAAUCGCGCAGUUGGACAAUCUCAAUCAGAGCAAGUUGAUUCCUUUUUUAAAAUGGUAGAGUCGAUUGGCAAGAAAAAUGGCGGAUCUUGUUAUACAAACGAAAUGUACGAUGAAGCAGAACUUGCAAUACAACGGAGGAUGCAGAAAGACAAGGAAGCAAAGGAAAAGCAAAUGAAAGAAGAAACAGAAGCAAAAACAAAACAAGUACAAGCUAAAUACGAGAAAAAACUAGAUAAAAAACAAAAAAACGUUCGUGAAUUGGAAAAUGCCUUGCAAUCGAAGAAUAUAGAAUCAGAGAUAGACAAAGUAAAUCUACAAAAACAACUCGAUGAAGCAAACAAAAAAAUGAAUUCGGUUUUAGCUAAUAAAGACAAAGAAAUACGGGAGCAAAUAAAAAAAAACUGAAGACAAAUUCAAACCAAUAAUAACCGAAAAUGCAUUGAGAAGGAACCAAAGAAAUCAUAUUGAAAACGAAGUACCAUUGUGUCCGAUAUUAUGAAAGGAUUAGUUUCUUUUGACAGAUUGUUUGGGAUGUAAAUAUACUAGUUUUAAACAGAAUAAAAGUUUAAU